AUGAGAUAUCAGUGAAGCAAAACCGUGAACUAUUUCUGAAUUUCUGAGUGAUGCAUUCGCGUUCGAACACAUGGUAAAUGCCGAUUUGAGUGUUGAGCUGCCAUUCGGGAGUUACAGGUGAACUGUGAAGAAGUGCAUAAGCAACAGAGCAAGAACACGUUUGCUGUGAAUACGAAGAUAUAUUCUUUAUCCAACCGUCGAAUCAUUGAUUAGCAUGAAAAUGGCAACAAAACGAUUCGUGCUAGCGGUGUGUGUAAUAGCGUUCAUCAGUCCCAUCAUCAGUCUUCCUAUGGAUUCCAGCAUUGCUGAGAACAGGGUUGAAAUGCUUGGACGAUUGUUGGAGGAACCCGGGCUUUCCCAACAACAGAAAGUUGGAGUGUUGAAACUUCUGUACAGUUUGAAGGAGGAUCCAUCUCAAGAGCUUCUCAAACUCCUAAAGGACAACAAUCUUGAAGGUUUGCUCGAUGACGGUGACAUCACUAAUGACGAUGACAUCACUAAUGACGAUGACAUCAUUAAUGACGAUGACAUCACUAAUGACGAUGCCAUCACUGAUGACGAUUCUUAUGAGAAGGUCUUAAAUGUAGAUAAAGAAGUUACAAUCGCCAUAGCAAAUGAUGUAGUCGAUCAAGUUAAGCAAGCUAUAAAAGAUGACGCAAAGCAAAAUCAGGAGGGUAAAACCAACCAGCCAGAGGUCUUAAUGAAAAAGUCGAACACCUAUAAACCUGAAGAUCUCUACCCUGUGGAUAACGAUGUGAACGACAAACGAGUUAUGAAUACUAUGGAACACAUUGCAGCCCUUGUUAAGUGGUGUGAGGGAAUGAACGAGCUUGCCGCAGCAACAGUUAUUACCACAGAAGCAUUAGGCUCGAAAGAAAUGGGUGAAUAUAUAGGAGGCGCUGCAAACAUGGUUGAACGUGAAGUGGUUGCGAACGAUAAUUCCAAGGAGAGUGCAGUUGUUGGGGGUGGAAGCGAAAAAGACGAAGAUCCCGGCAACAAAGAUGAAGACGACAUUGGAAUAGACGAGGUCUCGGAAAAAAUGCAAGAAAUAUGUCAAGCUUUGCACAGCCUUGAAAUCAUUGGCGCUCAAAUCGAAGCUGAUGCUCUGAAAGAGGAAAUAGCUUAUGGUCUAAAACAAAGAAAAUCCAAACAACAAAUGACAAAACAAACUGCUCCCACUAACCCUGAACCCGAAAUACGACAAGUUGGUUUACCAUACAACAGUAAGAAUAAUCUGGAGAUGGACACGGAAACGUACAGUGAAAUUAAGAAAGUGAUGGAGCCUGGAUCCGAUCAACUGAAAGACGAUUUGCAGGAAGCGCUUAGGAGCGUACAUGCUGAUGGGGAGGACAGCUUGGUCGCUGAAUACAAGAGAUUCAUUUUGCGCUCUCGCCCCUAAUUGCAAGAGAUCUGGAGAGAAGCAUUGCUAAAACAGUAGGACUUGAAAUGAAAUACUAACAUGUAUACCCUCCGAUGAAUAAACCUCAUAAUGUGACAUGCUAUCAAAAAUUGCUGAUGCAAGUUGAAUAUGAAUGUUAACUUUCAAAAGCACUGCACGAAUAUGUAAAUAGUCAUUCUACAUAUGCAUACAGAAAAAUAAAUAAUAGAUCGUUUUCAAGAAA
Molecule: messenger RNA, 1622 nt
Organism: Owenia fusiformis
Lineage: Eukaryota; Metazoa; Annelida; Polychaeta; Sabellida; Oweniidae
Source: the annotation of a GenBank genome assembly